AUGGCGUCAGACCCACCCAUCCUGACAGAGCAGGAGGAGCUGCAGAGAAGAGCCAAUCAAGUCACAGAUGAGGUAAUUGCUGGACGUUUUUUCAAGAAUAUUUCACUAACUGGAUUAGCCUCAUUAAACACAAAUACUUGACAUUUCACACAGUCUUAACUCAUAGACUAGUUGAGGUGUUGUCUUUAAACAGCCUUUGUCUCAAAUAGUUCAUCAUCUGAAUCUUACGUCCACCUUGAGCAUGAAAUGUCCAAAAAGACAAAUAAAUAUAGCUUCCUGAAUCCCAGAGGGAUAUGUUUCUGUGUCUGUCCCUUCAAUUUAAAACAUUGGACCAAUGAAAGUUGAAUUAUUCGGGGGUUGCUGCAUUUAGUUGUGUUGCAUUCUUAGUUGUGUUGGGCAUAACUUGGUUGUCUGUUGACCAUUUAGGGUCCCUGUAAAUACGUGAGUUCAUGUCUAGCUCUGUUAAAGUUAAAUAGUUGUAUACUGUCCCUGUCAAAAGGUAAACAAAUAAAUAAGUCUGUCAAAAAAUAAAGCAGGUUACCAAAAUAUAAAGAGAUACGACACAACUUGCACACAAUGUGAGACAACAUGUAGACACAGAGAGUCACUGACAAGCUGUAAAAUACACUCCUCUGCCUGAGGGGACUGUCCCCUCAGGCUUACCUGGUUUCCAUAGAGACCAAUGGUCUCCCAUUGCAACAAUCUGUAGAGAGACGCCUCGUAUUGAUGAGCUCAUAUGCUCAGUGUGGGGUGGUGAUACACACACAUGCGCACACACUCCCUGGUGUGUAAAGGCUACUGUAGGUCAAAGCCAUUUGUCACCUCAUCAUCCUCUCAGCGGGGAAAUCCUAAGGGAUAGGUUUGAUAUUUACACAGUGCACACACACACACACACACACACACACACACACACACACACACACACACACACACACAAGAAGCAUCAAAUGGACUAAUAAUAAUAAUGGAUGCUCAACAUUUUCUCUAUCCUUCAGUCUUUGGAGAGCACACGGCGGAUGAUGCAGCUGGUUGAGGAGGUAUAUCUGAAAAUAUAAACAUACACACACACACACACACACACACACACAAAGUUGAUGAGAUAAAUAUAUACUGGAAUAACCAGCGAACCCUAAAGCACACAACAACUGAUUAUAAAAAAAAUGAAGAUAGAGAGAGAGACAGAGAGAAAGCAAACCUCAUCAUGAAGUUUAUUCUCAUUAUCCUCUUGUUAGUGUCAUUGUCUUUACAUUAGCCGUCUGUGUUUCCACGAGAAGAGGAAAUUUCCACAGACAGUGUAUCAGUUAAACUAAAAUAAGACCUUGGUGAGCUGCAGAUGUAAUUAUGGGUUUGACUCACUGAAAACUGAAGCAGGUGAGUGUCCAGAGUAAACAGCGGAGCAUAUAGACACUUUGAGUAAACAGCGGUAGGCUUUCUGACAAACUGUACAGGCACAGUGGCAACAACAGUAACUGCAAAAAGAAGCCUAGGUUAUCCAAAAGUACCCAGAUAGCCAAUGAUAUCAGUUCACCUCUAUAAAAAUCUAUGUACACUUUCUGCAGAGGAAGAAUCAGUAACAUCAGGACAUGUUUGACAAGAUUUGAAAGAGGUGUUUCAGUGCAUGACAAUCACAUCUGCUGCAAGUUUGUUUUCAUUCAGUUUAGCUAAGUGAAUGUCUGUAUGACAGAGGAGUAAUCGUGGAUUAGUACAGCUUGGUAUUUGUGGUGUCUUCAUGUAGUUUUCUGUCCUUCUCCCUGCAGAGUAAAGACGCUGGGAUCAGAGCUCUGGUGAUGCUGGAUGAACAAGGAGGUAAUUUCUGAUCAGACCUUGUUACCUUUCUGAUGGUACAAAGUUUUUUGUCUGAUCAAUCAGCGCUGUGUCUAUCAAGUUUUUUACUUAUCGGCCUUUUGUAUUUCUGAAAAGUGAUAUAACAACAUGACUUUCAGCUUGGUUAUUUUAAUAUUAAAUGAAUUUAUUCUUUGCCAUUGAACCCAUUUUUGCACACAGUUCAAAACUGUGGUCUUUGAAUGUAUUUGGAUGAGAAGAAAACUUUUGGAAACACAAAAAUAUUAAGAUCACUGAUUCUUAUUUGCUCUGUAAGUACUUAUAGAUUUAAAGAUAAAUAAUCAAUACUUUUACAAAACUUUACGUUAGUUUUAAUGCACCUCUAAAUGCUUUAUUUAAAGUUGUUUUCUAUGAGGACUGUCAAUACGAUCUGUGCAUGUUGGUAUGAACAUCCCCUGAACAAAUCAGAUCAGCUGUUUGAAAGCACCUGUCACACAGACGUGCACGGCACAUCUCAGUCAGUGUUACAGCAACCAUAAACCCCCUGUCCCUCACAGAGCAGCUGGAGCGUAUUGAGGAGGGCAUGGACUCCAUCAACAGGGACAUGAGAGAGGCAGAGAAGAAUCUGACAGACAUGGCCCAGUGCUGUGGUCUGUGUAUUUGGCCAAUCAGGAAGUAGGUCUGGUUUUUGGGAGCAACACCUGCACCUGAGUGGUGGCUGAGGAGCCCAAAGAGGUGCCCAGGUCCAUUAAAUAAGCUCUUAAAUAGGAAUUUUUCGCAGUUUAAUUCCUCUUUAUGCACAAAGUGGAAUUUACUGAACUAUCAUGUAAUCCUUGGUGGAGUAUUUGGCUAUAGUUACAGCCCACACUUCAAUCCAGCUGAGUCAAAAAGAGAGUGAGAAAGCUUAAUGGAACUGGGCCCUCAGGUCAGAGUGUAAACAGCAGCUUUUACAUUGAUGCUCUGCACUGUUUUCAUCACUUUUUGCAGAGUUAUGGUUUAUGCAAAGUCACCUUUGAUUUUUGAGUGCAUCACUGGGGUCUUAGUUUUGGGGUGUUCACUUGCUGGUGGUUGGUUUUUUAGUUCAGCUGUAGGAUCUUUGCAAACAGUGGGUGAUUUUGUUGUUCUUUUUUUUUGGCUUUUGUUCCACUUUGCCCCUCCACAACACUCUCUCUCCUUCUUAUUUGUGCGUCUCUUUACCUGCUGAUUUCCUGCUCCUCCUUCUUCACUCCCACUACCACAUCCACCUCUUUCUUCUUUACCCCAUUUCUUUCCUCUCCUUUCUUUCCUUCUUCUGCAUACUUCUCCAACCAUCCACCCUCCUCCUCCUCCUGGUUCUCCUCUCAUAGAGCAGUUGGAGCGCAUAGAGGAGGGUUUGGAUCAGAUCAACUCUGAUAUGAAGGAGGCAGAAAAAAACCUGACCGACCUGGGCAAGUGCUGUGGCCUCUGCGCCUGUGAUAAGUAGGUGGAGAAGCGCGUGUGCGUGCGUGCAUGUGUGUGUGCUUGAUUGGUACAGAUUAUUUGAGGGUAAGUAUUGUUUAAUAGUGGAGUGCCCUGUUUCAUGUGCAUCGCGAAAUUCCUGAAUAUGUGUGUCACUUUAGUUUCAAGUUCAGGUGUAGUUCUGGUUAGUCACUCAUGUUUCCUUUGUUGCAUGUUUGCUUUGCUAUUACAGUUGUGAACUGUUCGUAAGUCAUUGAACAUCAUGGCUGUAAAAGUCGAUGGAUAAAUGAACCACAGCCAAACCCAUACUGGAAUGACAGCAGUUAUGUGUUACACCCAUAGACUGUUGGUUGUAUUACUGGACAACUAAUUCUCAUUGAAGGCUUAAUGUUUAUUUAGGAGGUUUUGAAAACCAAACUGUACUCUAACAUGAGGACCUAUAAAUUUUAGAUUCAUGCUGCAGGACUAUGUGGGUGCAGGAUGGUUCUUAUGCAUCACUUUCAACAGUCUGAAAUCAACACAAACACAUUUAUAAGGUCACCUUCUCUCUCUCUUUCUUUUUAAGGCUGAAGGCCUUUGAGGAGAGCGGGGCAUACAAGGCAGUUUGGGGCGGGGCCUCUGGUCAGGAUGGCAUUGUGUCCAAUCAGCCCCCUUCAUCUCGAGUUGUUGAUGAGAGGGAGCAAAUGAUCAUGAGCGGAGGAUACAUCCGGAGGUGCACAGAGAGUUUAAUGAUCUGUGUUAUUGUCUGAUUAGUUCAGAGAGGCAGCUGUGGUGUGUGUUUGCUUUUCUUCAGAGCAGACUGACGUGUAAUACAGCCAGUCAUCAGUCAUAGAGGCAGCUGGUCAAACACAGGGCAUCAUUACUUUAACACACACACACAUGCUUUGUUCCACUCUCUCUCAGAGUGACUAAUGAUGCCCGAGAGGAUGAGAUGGAGGAGAACCUGGCUCAUGUUGGCAGCAUUGUCGGAAACCUGAAGAGUAUGGCCCUGGAUAUGGGCAACGAGAUAGACACACAGAACGUCCAGACUGAACGCAUACGGGGCAAGGUAUCACUGAUGCAUCUCAACAUGUACAUCAGAACUGCUCUAAAGGCAUCAGCAAACAGGUAUCAACACAUCAGUGUAUCUCUGACCCUGAGAUGCACAGAGUGCAAAGGAUACCUCAGUCCAUUUUCACCUUCAGUCAGCCCUAUUCAGAAACAUAGUUCAGACCUCAGGGGGCCCGUUUGUACGUCUGACAUCACAUCAGAAGACAAACCUUUUAGUAGCUAUCAUCCCCAGUCUCAAUGAACUCUGCACAGAAGAGGAGAGACCUUCAGUUGACCAAGCUAAGACCCCUCUGAUUGUAGUCUGCCACAACGACCCUCUUUAAGUAUAUGAUGAGUCCUUUAGUAUAGGGGACAUUAAAGGACUCAAGAGUUAAAAAACUGUCAUCAUGUAAAAUGUCAUCUAAGUACACAUCUUUUUUAGAGUAAGCCUCUUUUAUAAACAGAAAUAGAUCAGUCAGACAGCCGGUUAUUUAGGCCUGUAACUUGUGCAGCAGUAACCCUGGCUCAGCAGCUAUGUUGUGCAAGACCCCUGUCAGAUAAACUACUAAUCUAAAGCUCACCCUGCCUAAUUUUGGAAGUUAACAGUCUGAAUACUUGUCUAUACUUUAAUAUGAUGAAAAUAAAUCUCAAAAUACUUCCUUUUUUAUCUUUAAAAUGCUUUUUCCAUCCAGCCCAGGCUUUCAUUUUGACAUUUCAGACAACUGCAGGGGUGUGUAAUGAAGCAGAUCAGCUUGACAGAGGACUACAUUUCUUCAUACAUUUAUUUCCAAGCCCAGAGUUUAAAAAAAAAAUAGAAUCCAUGUGAAAAUGCAAUUUAAUUCCUGCAUGCUUUCUGCCUUAACAAAGCUUCCAUCUAUUUGCAUGUGUCAGUACUAUUAUCAGGCAAACCUGCUCACAGAGUUCAGGGGUUAAACUGUAUUUUCCAGCAGGCAGUUGAACCGUGUCAUUUAGUGGUGGCUUGCAUGAACACAAGUGUGGAGUUUAGUGUACAAUGGGUCUGGUAGGAUGAAAGCAAACCAGAGAGAGCCGCAGACAGACAAAAACGGCAGCUCAAGUGGAGCAGUGCUGAAAAGAGGUGCCGUUCAUAUUUUUUAUACACAAGAGAUAGUCCCUUCAACAGUUCGAGCACACAUUAACAUUUUCUGACUGUGAGGGAGUUGUUUUUACUUUUUAAAACACCUCUUUGUAUUUCAGUCAUUAAGACAUUGUGGGCAUGCCCAUUUAUCUUUUGGAGUAUGGAUGUUGAUGAGGCGAAGCAGUGUUCAAAAGAUGUUAAAAAAAAGAGCUCCAGGAGUUGUGGUUUUGUCUCUUUCAAUCAGUACAUCCUGUUUCUUGUCUCUGUCUGUCUCUAUGCAGGCUAUCCUCAACGUGUCCCGCAUUGAUGCUGCCAACCAGAAAGCGAACAACCUCAUGAAGCGAUAG
Molecule: messenger RNA, 5691 nt
Organism: Xyrichtys novacula (pearly razorfish)
Lineage: Eukaryota; Metazoa; Chordata; Actinopteri; Labriformes; Labridae
Source: the annotation of a GenBank genome assembly